This is a messenger RNA of Knipowitschia caucasica, 1053 nucleotides long. NCBI's taxonomy places the organism in Eukaryota, Metazoa, Chordata, Actinopteri, Gobiiformes, Gobiidae. The record is from the annotation of a GenBank genome assembly.
AUGCCGUUCCCGGAGCUGUAUUUCAACGCGGAUAACGGGUACCUGGAGGGGCUCGUGCGCGGGUUUAAGGCCGGGAUCCUGAGCCAAGCGGACUACCUGAACCUGGUCCAGUGCGAGACUCUGGAGGAUCUGAAGCUCCACCUCCAGAGCACAGACUAUGGCAGCUUCUUGUCUAACGAAGCGUCUCCGUUGGUGGUGUCUGUGAUCGAUGAUAAACUGAAGGAGAAGAUGGUGGUGGAGUUCAGGCACAUGAGGAACCAGUCCUACGAGCCCCUGGCCUCCUUCAUGGACUUCAUCACUUACAGCUACAUGAUCGAUAAUGUGAUCUUGCUCAUCACCGGGACUCUCCACCAGAGGGCGAUCUCGGAGCUUGUUCCCAAAUGCCACCCUCUGGGCAGCUUCGAGCAGAUGGAGGCCGUCAACAUCGCCCAGACACCCGCCGAGCUCUACAACGCCAUCCUGGUGGACACGCCGCUGGCUGCCUUUUUCCAGGACUGUAUCUCAGAACAAGAUCUGGACGAGAUGAACAUCGAGAUCAUCCGGAACACGCUGUACAAGGCGUACCUCGAGUCUUUCUACAAGUUCUGUUCAAAUCUGGGAGGAACCACAGCGGACACAAUGUGCCCCAUUCUGGAGUUUGAAGCAGACCGCAGAGCCUUCAUCAUCACCAUCAACUCCUUUGGGACGGAGCUGUCGAAGGAGGAUCGAGCCAAACUGUUCCCUCACUGUGGGAAGCUGUUUCCUGAGGGACUGUCGCAGCUGGCCAGAGCCGACGACUACGAGCAAGUGAAGGCCGUGGCCGACUACUACCCUGAGUACAAGCUGCUGUUUGAAGGCGCAGGAAGUAACCCUGGAGACAAGACCCUGGAGGACCGCUUCUUUGAACACGAGGUGAAGCUGAACAAGUUGGCGUUCCUGAACCAGUUCCACUUCUCCGUCUUUUACUCGUACGUGAAGCUGAAGGAGCAGGAGUGUCGCAACAUCGUGUGGAUCGCAGAGUGUAUUGCUCAACGGCACCGCGCCAAGAUCGACAACUACAUCCCCAUAUUCUAA